CAUGGGGAACAAUCCACACUUUGAAAAACAGCCCCUGAUCCGUUUUGCAAGCCACACUGAGCACCCACAGCAGCCGUGUGCAGGUCGAGGUAAAUGGAUCUGAGCGGUGCUUUGUUUCUUUCCUUAGGCUGGCUGAUGCUGCAGUUAGCUGAUGGGGAACUGGAUUACGUCUCUCAGGGACGGGGAAUGCAGCUGCAAGGCGACUUUCUCAUCGCUGGACUCUUCCCUCUGCACUACACAGAUGGACCAAGUGAUGGUUUGCCUGCUCUUGGUCCAUGCAAGAAAGGUAGAAACAACAAACAUGGGUUUCACCUGAUGCAAGCCAUGAGAUUUGCUGUGGAGGAAAUCAAUAACAGCACCGGACCUCAGACUCUGUUACCAGGAAUCAAGCUGGGCUACCAGCUGUAUGACAUCUGCUCGAUACCGGCCAGUAUCCUGGCCACCCUGGACCUGCUGCAGCAGCACCACAGGACCUCUACACCUGGGACAGAAGGAGACACAGACCCAAACUAUAACAACAGUCAAAGGGCCGUGGCUGUGAUUGGGCCGGACAGCAGCAGCAAAUCUAUAACCCCCGCUGCUUUACUGGGGGCUUAUCUCAUACCACAAAUCUCUUAUGAAGCAUCAAAUGAAAAGCUGAGCAACAAGUACCUCUAUCCAGCCUUUUUCCGCACAAUUCCUAGUGACAAGAACCAGGUGGCAGCUAUGAUCCAGCUCCUGGUUCGUUUCAACUGGACCUGGAUUGCACUGUUAGGCAGUGACAAUGACUACGGCCUGGAUGGCAUGAAGAGCUUGUCCGAGCAAGCACCACACCACGGCAUCUGCAUCGCCUACAAAGGAAUCAUCCCCUCGCACAGCAAAGACACAAUCCCGACCAUGAGGAGCUUGGUGGAAGGCAUACUGAAGACCAAAGUCAACACCAUCGUGCUCUUCUCCAGCAAGUCAAAACUCAGUAAAUUCUUCCCGUAUGUUAUUGAGCGUAACGUUACAGAGAAGGUGUGGAUUGGGACGGAGGACUGGUCAGUGGCUACUCUUAUAUCAGACAUACCUGGGAUCCAUGUCAUCGGCACUGUGCUCGGCAUGUCCGUCAAAAAUGCAUCCCUAUCUGGUUUUCAGGAGUUUGAGAGAAAGGUUGUUGAGGCUUCAAUGAAACACAGUAACACACAGGACGUUUCUGACGGCAACGACUGUCUACAGAGCACAGACCUGUACACCCUCGCCAAGAAGAAGUUCUCAUUGGAGAACUAUGACAUCACGUCUUCCGUCAAUGUGUAUAAAGCAGUGUAUGCUGUGGCGCAUGCUCUGCACCAAGCACUGAGAUGUGAUUCUGGACAGUGCCAAAGGAGUAAUAUGUACCCAUGGCAGCUUCUGCCGUGGCUCAAGCAAGUGAGAUUCUCUCUGGACAACACCUCUGUGUACUUUGAUAUGAAUGGUGACCCACCCACAGGAUAUGACAUUGUGACCUGGGUUUGGACGGGGAAGGACUGGUCUCUCAGAGUGGUUGGCUCUUUUAGCCCAGAUCCCAUUACAUUGAGAAUUGAUGAAGAUCAAAUUGAGUGGCACAACAGUGGAGCUUCAAGAUCAGUACCGCUGUCCAUCUGCACUCCUCCCUGCAAGAAAGGCCACAAGAAGCUGCUGACUGGGCACCAUACGUGCUGCUUUGAAUGCGAGGAAUGUCCCUCCGCCACAUUCCUCAAUAUAAGUGAGUCCACUACAUGCCAGCAGUGUCUGCCAGAGCAGUGGUCUCCUCCAGGCAGCGAGCAAUGUCUGAACAGGACCGUCCUGCUGCUCGCCUGGGACGACCCCCUCUCCAUCGCCCUGCUCGUUUUUCUGGCCGCCUGUGUUCUCAUGACCUCCAGCACUGCACUAAUCCUCCUGCUCAACCUGAACACGCCCGUGGCCAAGUCUGCUGGAGGCCGCACCUGCCUCCUGAUGCUGGCAGCCCUGACUGCCGCUGCCAUGAGCUCUUUGUGCCAUUUUGGCCAGCCGUCUCCUCUGGCCUGCCUCCUCAAGCAACCUCUAUUCAAUUUCAGCUUCACUGUGUGUCUGGCCUGCAUCACUGUGCACUCCCUCCAGGUGGUCUGCAUUUUUAAAUUUGCAUCCAAGCUGCCGCCGGCCUAUGACAAAUGGGCCAAAAAACACGGCCCACAGUUUACCAUUUUCCUGGUGUCUGUCAUCAUCUUGUUUAUUUCUGUGGUCCGUGUGGCCCUCAACCCUCCACAGCCAUCCCAGGAUCUUGACUUCUACACGGACAGCAUUGUCCUGGAGUGCAGUAACACCCUAUCCCCUGGUGCAGGUCUCGAGGCCACUUAUGUAGCACUGCUCAGCAUCCUCUGCUUCUAUUUCAGCUACAUGGGCAAAGACCUUCCAGCCAACUAUAACGAGGCCAAGUGUGUCACCUUCAGCCUCAUGGUGUACAUGAUCUCCUGGAUAAGCUUCUUCACUGUCUACUACAUCAGCAGAGGCCCGUUCACCAUAGCCACACACGUUUUUGCCAUACUCUUCAGCGUUCUGGCCAUGCUUUGGGGCUACUUCCUGCCCAAGAUUUAUAUUAUUGUCCUGAGGCCGCAAAUGAACACCACUGCCCAUUUCCAGAACUGCAUUCAGAUGUAUACCAUGAGUAAAAAAUGAAGUUGUAAUUAUUUAAUUUGAUAAAAAGUAGCAACAAACAGUGAAGGCCUACCAGGAAAAAUAAUGGGAACAGAGUUUCCCUUUUAUUUUU
Thunnus maccoyii (southern bluefin tuna) is the source of this 2722-nucleotide messenger RNA. Its product is annotated as taste receptor type 1 member 1. Bases 94 to 2631 code for a protein of 845 amino acids. Gene Ontology annotation, biological process: G protein-coupled receptor signaling pathway. NCBI's taxonomy places the organism in Eukaryota, Metazoa, Chordata, Actinopteri, Scombriformes, Scombridae. Gene Ontology annotation, molecular function: G protein-coupled receptor activity. The transcript is spliced from 6 exons. The record is from RefSeq and is a predicted model, not a curated record. Gene Ontology annotation, cellular component: membrane.